This is a messenger RNA of Amphiprion ocellaris (clown anemonefish), 3298 nucleotides long. RefSeq names its product calcium binding protein 39 (gene cab39). The record is from RefSeq and is a predicted model, not a curated record. The transcript has 9 exons. Gene Ontology annotation, biological process: intracellular signal transduction. Gene Ontology annotation, molecular function: protein serine/threonine kinase activator activity. NCBI's taxonomy places the organism in Eukaryota, Metazoa, Chordata, Actinopteri, Pomacentridae. Bases 229 to 1254 code for a protein of 341 amino acids.
GCUAACGUUCCAGUCGGGCUCAGAGAAAGAACCAGGAGGAAACAGGGGCCGCACAAUUAACAACAGUACAAACAAGGGGAGGCGACGAGCGAGGAAAACAAAGCAGGUUUUGUUCCAAGGAGCACCUGAAUUGCCUUUUGCUGUCUUGACAAAUCGGAAGAAACUAGAGAAAACGCCGUUUGGAAGGUGGACAGUCCGCUGCCUGGUUGCUCGUGGUAACUCUCCGCCAUGCCGUUCCCCUUUGGCAAGUCCCACAAGUCACCGGCGGACAUCGUCAAAAACCUUAAGGACAGCAUGGCGGUGCUCGAGAAGCACGAUAUCUCUGAUAAAAAGGCCGAGAAGGCCACAGAGGAAGUGUCAAAGAGCCUGGUGGCCAUGAAGGAGAUCCUAUAUGGGACGAAUGAAAAGGAGCCCCAGACGGAGGCAGUGGCCCAGCUCGCCCAGGAGCUCUACAACAGCGGCUUACUGAGCACCCUGAUAGCAGACCUGCAGCUCAUCGACUUUGAGGGUAAAAAAGAUGUGGCUCAGAUCUUCAACAACAUCCUGAGGCGUCAGAUUGGCACUCGGACACCGACAGUAGAAUACCUUUGCACUCAGCAGAAUAUCCUCUUCAUGUUGCUGAAAGGGUAUGAGUCUCCGGAGAUUGCUCUAAACUGUGGUAUCAUGCUGAGGGAGUGCAUCAGACAUGAACCGUUGGCCAAAAUCACACUGUGCUCAGAACAGUUCUAUGACUUCUUCAGAUACGUGGAGAUGUCCACAUUCGACAUUGCCUCAGACGCAUUUGCCACUUUCAAAGACCUCCUUACAAGACACAAGCUACUGAGUGCAGAGUUUCUGGAGCAACAUUAUGACAAGUUCUUUAGUGAAUACGAGAAGUUACUCCACUCAGAAAACUACGUGACUAAAAGGCAGUCCCUGAAGUUAUUGGGAGAGUUGCUUCUUGACCGGCACAAUUUCACCAUAAUGACGAAAUACAUCAGCAAACCAGAGAAUCUCAAGCUAAUGAUGAAUCUGCUACGGGACAAGAGUCGCAACAUCCAGUUUGAGGCUUUCCACGUUUUUAAGGUGUUUGUGGCCAACCCCAACAAGACACAGCCCAUCCUGGACAUCCUGCUGAAGAACCAGACCAAACUCAUCGAGUUUCUCAGCAAGUUCCAGAAUGACAGAACAGAGGACGAACAGUUCAACGAUGAAAAGACUUACCUGGUCAAACAGAUCAGAGACCUCAAGAGGCCUGCACCCCAGGAGGCCUGAGGACACGUGCAGAGGUGCAGGGAGGAGCCACCAGGACCAUAUCUGGACAACGUCUGCUUAAUGGACCCAUCAGCAGCUGCUGUUCUGGUUUCUGAACAAAAAUGAGGAAACAAAUGAAAAACAAACAUGCCCAUUUCAGCUCAUCUGGAAGUCACCAGCUCCUCUGCUCCUCAGAACAUUUGAUAUUUUUUUCUUUUUCAGUCUUUUUCCUUCAAAACAAAUAAGAGAAAAUAAUAGUUGCUGCUGCUUUCUUGCACAUUGAUACAUUUAAGGUAUAUUAUAUUGACACAACAGUCCAUCACACAUAGUGACAGAAAAUGUCCGUGCAUUUAAAGUGAGGCAGACUUCCUGAUUUAAAAAGUCACACACACACACACACACACACACACACACAUACACACACACAGCAAGCAACAAAAGUCGACACGUUUACACACAUGUAUUACAUAAAAAAAAAAAACGCAUACACACAUGCUGCAAGAAUGUCAGCUAAAACCUUGUGAUGGAAAUGGUACGAGCAAGUUGAACAUUGGUGUGUUUGUUGCAUGCCUUGAAAUGUGACAGAUCCAUGGCUGUACCCGGCGUCGGCUCUGUGAAACAUCUGCCCAGUUUGGCACCCACGUUCAGUGCCGCCGACUUGGGAAUUCAUGUGCAUCACAGCAACCGCUACAGUUAGCAUCUAUGCCUUCAUCCAUCAAAGCAAACGGUGGUUCAUUUAACCAGGGACAAGCUCUCAGAUGCCAUCACAUGGAACCAUUUACCUCCUGUGUGCUUUGUUACGACACUGCACUUGAAGCACACGAAGAGAGGAGGGAGGGAUGCAAGGUAUGAAUUUGGUAAAGCCCGAGAAUUGGGUGUUUUUAUUGUUUUCUGGGACAGGGUGAACAUGUACAUAUGCCUUUUUUUUUUGCUUUGUAGAUUUUUGUUAAACCUUGACAUAUGAAUAUAUAUUAUAUAUAUAUAUUACCUUAAACAUCGCGUUUUUGGUUAAUUGUAAUCAAAUUACUUUCUAAACCAUGAAAAACAACUGGCUAAGUGACAUUGUUUUUGCAUUUCAUUUUACUGCUGAAAUGGUUGCUGGUGGGUUUCUUUGUACAUAACUUAAAGGGCCAGCUCACAUUUAGCUAACCUAUAGGAUAUUAACAAUUUGUACAGCGGAGGAAUGUCAUGGUAUUAGCUCUGGAUCUGUUAAUCCUCUUUUUAUUCUCCAUCUACAUUUUGAGUAUCUCAGACUGCUGAAAAUGUGCCGGGGUGUGAGCAGUGGAGAAAGGGAGGGAAGGGAAUGGCAGAGCAUUAACUGAAACAUUAAAGCCUGUGUGUUUGUGCACUUUGUGAGAUGCUGGGCUGUUGGAAUCGCUUAACUGGAGUUGAGGGCGCUGAGGAUUUCCCCAAUCCUUCAUUAGCUUGUUUUUGCCCCCCGUUCUCACCAUUUGGCUCGUAGCCUCGGAGUGCUGUGUAGCCCCACAGUGAGUGUGCUUCAGGGGUGACCUCAUAACAACUUGGCACAUCUUUAUAUCACUCUUACUUCCCUUCUUGUCCUCUGUUUUUUUUUCUUCUUUUUUUAUCCCUUCUCUUCAGGGGGUUUUAUAAUUCCAGUACAAUGAUGAGUGUAAAGCAUUGUGGGUAGCAGAGUACUUUGGGCAUGCUGCAUUGUCCUCGUGGUGCUGAACAGAACUGAUGAGACCACAGAUUUUCUUUAUUUGCAGUAAAUGAAAGUUGCUACAUUUAGACAGGUAGAUCAGAAGCCAUUCGACUGCAGGCAACAGCACUGCUCAAUAGAGCCCACAGUUCCUCCAUGUGCAUUGAACAAGCAUGUUGCUCCACUGGCUGUGCAUGAUGCUGCACUAAAGAUGUUGUACUGGAAUUGUUUCUUUUUUCCAAGUAUUUAACAACAUUGAAAUAUCAAAUUGAACUCUUGGUGAUAAGACUGCACACUGACUGACUCCAGUUUCAGCAAAGAGCGUGUGGGUGCUUUCAGAAGUGUCAAAGGCCUGGGCCCUACAAUUGAAAUAAAGAAAAAAAAAUACAUUUGGAAUAAAAUAAA